Molecule: messenger RNA, 2404 nt
Organism: Ochotona curzoniae (black-lipped pika)
Lineage: Eukaryota; Metazoa; Chordata; Mammalia; Lagomorpha; Ochotonidae
Gene: VSTM2A
Product: V-set and transmembrane domain containing 2A
Exons: 5
Coding region: 69-788 (239 amino acids)
Source: RefSeq, a predicted model, not a curated record
AUCCCGCUCUGCUGGGAAGCUCAGGCCGCCGCUAGCUUCGCGGAUGUGACGCCCUUGCCCCGGGAAAGAUGGGGGUCUUUCUGGCAUCUGUGGGCUUCGCCGUCCUCUCCGCGCUCUGCGUGCAGCAGGGGCUUGCGGCUCAGGCGAAAUUUACCGAGUUUCCGCGGAACGUAACGGCAAGCGAAGGGCAGAACGUGGAGAUGUCGUGCGCCUUCCAGAGCGGCUCCGCCUCGCUCUACCUGGAAAUCCAGUGGUGGUUCCUGAGGGGCCCCGGCGGCCUGGAUCCCGGCGCCGAGGGGGCCGGCGCUCAGGUGGAACUCCUACCGGACCAAGACCCGGACAGCGAAGGCACCAAGAUCAGCACAGUGAAAGUCCAAGGCAAUGACAUCUCCCACAAGCUUCAGAUCUCCAAAGUGAGGAAAAAGGAUGAGGGCUUGUACGAGUGCAGAGUCACAGACGCCAGCUACGGUGAGCUCCAGGAGCACAAAGCCCAGGCCUACCUCAAGGUCAACACCAACAGCCAUGCACGGCGGAUGCAGGCCUUCGAGGCCUCGCCCAUGUGGCUGCAGGACGCCAAGCCCCGCAAGAACGCCUCGGCAGCCGCCCCCAGUAGUGUGCACAGCUCGGCCAGCCAGCAGACACACGCCACCUCCAGCCCUCAUGCGGUCGCCAGGAUCCCCAAGCAAAGUCCACAAUCAGCAAAGAGCAAAUCGCCUGUAAAAUCUACGGAGCGGACAGCAAAGUUGACCCUAAACUCCAAGCACCACUCUGCACCCACUGUACUCUAAUAUCCUACACAAGGAGCACCUGCUUCCAGAAGCAUAAACGAAGAGGCUAUCACUUGCUUUCUAAAUGAUAUUUUCUUUGGCAAAUCACCUGGUCUUUUAUUUCAAGAACAUCGGUGUGAUGUGAUAGGAUGCUUUCUAAUAGCAAGAUCUAUUUUUUUUUUCCUUUUCUUUUGGCAACUGAAGUUCUCAUUUCGCUGACCAUUCAGGAUUGGCCAUAGUGCCGUGAGGAUAAAUAUUCACUGUGGAUACCAUUGGUUUCCCACUAAAAGGUCCAUUGUCAGCAAGAAGCAAACAGACCAAAACACUUCAGAGUAUAAAGUGCCACCGGCUGAAGCCCUCGCAGGGGAGAGGACCAGAAUCGCCACACCACACGUCAACAAAGGAUCACAAAAUAAAAACCUCUUGUUUGUUUUCCCAUUUUCUUGGAAUUUUCAUUUUCAUUGUUGCACCUGUUGUCCAGUGAUGACAAGCACUGAUUAUGGCCAAUCCCUUUGGAACCUGGGAGGUUUCUAUAAAUACAUCUUAAGUGUUCUAUAUUUCAAUGUAUUUUCAUUCAUUUGCAAUUCCUGUAUAUGCAAAUUUUGUAAAUUGCUUAUAGUAUAUGUGGUAUCUCUUCAAAACAGACACACUAUGACCCUCAUGCAAGCCGAUUUUCAUCAUUAUAUAUAAAUAUAUGCAUAUGGAUAUCUACAUGUUCGGCCACCAGCCAGUGUUUUUUUGGCAAAGCGUUUGUUUCUCGUUUAUAAUUCAUGCUGUGUAGAUUUUGUAAUGCAUUGUUUUGCUUCAUGAGUUCAACAGCUACAGAUGGGAAAUGCAUAUUCAAAAUUGUGUCAGUCUCUGAGAAAUGAGUUAAUUUUUCUGUGUGCUAUGCUGGAAUUGCCGUGUUCUUUAAUUCCGUGCGGUGUUCAUUGAAGAGUGAGGGUCUUCCGAGUGUAGAGUGCACACUGCCUGGCUUUGACAGUUUCCCAGCGUUGUCAUCAUUGCUUCUGCUGUCGUCCCCAGACAAGCUUCCCUGGAGGCGGCGGGGGGAAGACCCCGCAGUCACGGACUUGGUGGAGGAGCACGGCGCGCCACAGCUCCGAGUGCUGCUGCUUUAGAUCUCUGUGGACUUUUGUUGCAUUGUCAUGCUGUUAUUUGCUGCUAAUUAUAUGUUAGUGUCUCCUAACUAAAAUUAAAAUGAGUGUUGGCUAAAUAUAAUAUGCAAAGGUGACUGGAAAUCUCUGACUCUAAGGAAGAUAAUGUGUGCAGCUCUUACCUGUUAAGUCAUUUUAAUUCUAAACAUUCCAUUUUUAUUGGCUUUAUGAUAACUUGGACCUUUUUUCAGAGCCUGUUUGUUCUCUGCUCUAGCAAAAGAGACAGAACUGUUCGUGCGUCCCAUGCACUCUGGGAUAGACAUGGCUUAUGCAAGAAAAGACCUCAGUUUUCCUUCCAGAGUGUUCGGUGUUGCUUCCUUGCAAGGCCAGAAGGUCGUCUGCGGGAGCCGUGUGCUGCACGCCAAGGACGGCCUGGAGCUGAAGGCAGUGAGUACUUCUGCUCUCGAGGUAAACACGCCCGUUUUCUGUGAUUCGGGGAGAAGCAGAGUGUAUAUUUUCACGAUGCUCCUGACAUUACUCUCU